AUGGCCUUCGGCAUCCAGGAGCCCACUGAUGGCUUCCAGCCAACCUCAACAAACAGAAUCCAAACCAUUGACAAUAAUGCCGGAGAGCGUGUCCUCGUUCCCCAGCCCUCGGUAUCACCUCGAGACCCUCUCAACUGGUCCCGGGUCAAGAAAGAGCUCUGCUUUCUGACAAUCCUCCUGGGCUCCUUUGCCACUGGCUCCCUGGGACCACUGUUUGUGCCGGGAUUUGCUGUACUGGUUGCUCAAUUCGAUGUUCCCCUCACUAGUAUUACGCUCUUGAAUGGUAGUCUUGUGAUGGCUCUUGGAGUGAGCGCUUAUCUGUGUGCAUGUUUUGCCGCUGUGUUGGGAAAGAGGAUUGUGUACUUGAUCACCACGGCGAUAUUGGUUGUUACCUGCUGCUGGGCUGCGGCCUCCAAAUCAUACACAUCGCUGCUAGUGUCUCGUGUUUUUCAAGGCUUGGGAAUGGGAGGCUUCUUCGCCCUUGCCGGCACAGCCUCAUUAAAUGAUCUCUUCUUUGUCCACGAGCGCGGUUUCCGUGUCGGUCUCUGGAACUUUGGCGUCAUUGCGUCCGUCAACCUAACACCCGUGAUCAGUGGAUACGUCAUUUCGAACCUCUCCUGGCGCUGGAGUCUAUGGCUCGAAGUUCUGUUUUUCGGCGUUGUUUUUGCUGCGGUUGUCUGCUUCUUCCCAGAGACAUCGUUCCAUCGUGAGCACUGGGGUACACCCAUGAUGAGAGUAGAGCCCAAGUCCGAUCAUCCGAGCGAACACGUCGUAGAAACAGACAAUCCGUCUCGUGAUUUAUGGCAAAUAUUCAUCAGUGACUUUAUUGGCUGGGACCCAGAGAAACUUCCGCCUCAUCGACCAAACCUUCUCACGGCAUGCACGAAGCCCUGGGCAAUUAUUCUCCAUCCGGUCGUGAUCUGGGAGUGCGCUAUGUGGGCCGUGGUGUUCACCUGGACCAUCCUCCUCGGCGCCGUGGCUUCUCAAAUUUUUACUGCGCCGCCGUUCAACAUGAGCACCGUCGCCGUUGGAAAUCUUACCGGUAUCGCCCCGUUUAUUGGAUCUGCGCUCGGAACGGCUCUGGGGGGUUGGCUCUGCGACUUUAGCGGUAAAGCCAUGUCCCGACAUAAUGGUGGUAUAUACGAGCCCGAGUUCCGUCUUGUCGCCAUGCCUAUAGCCAUUGUGGCUAUGGCUGCGGGCUCGUUCGGUCUGGGCAUUGCUGUUGAGCAUGCCGUCUCACCUAUAGCAUGCGGAGUGCUUUUAGCUAUCAUAAAUUUUGCGGUGGGUGUGGGCUGUACUACUAUCGUCGUUUAUACGAAUGAUGUCUGCGCUGAAAGGGCAGGUGAUGCUUUUGGACUUUCGAUGGUCAUCAAAAGUGUAUUUGCAUUUGGCUUGAGUUUCGUCUUCAACACGUACCUUGCUACUAGCGGUCCACUGGUGUAUUUCUCGACUUUUGGUGCUGUGACGGUUAGUGUGAUGUUGACGACUGUUCCAAUGUAUUUCUUUGGAAAGAAGAUUCGUGCUUGGUCGGAGAAGCAUAACCUUCUUCGUCGAGCUUAA
Molecule: messenger RNA, 1560 nt
Organism: Talaromyces amestolkiae
Lineage: Eukaryota; Fungi; Ascomycota; Eurotiomycetes; Eurotiales; Trichocomaceae
Exons: 3
Coding region: 1-1560 (519 amino acids)
Biological process (GO): transmembrane transport
Molecular function (GO): transmembrane transporter activity
Source: RefSeq, a predicted model, not a curated record